Molecule: messenger RNA, 2091 nt
Organism: Phycodurus eques (leafy seadragon)
Lineage: Eukaryota; Metazoa; Chordata; Actinopteri; Syngnathiformes; Syngnathidae
Gene: dmrta2
Product: DMRT-like family A2
Exons: 2
Coding region: 61-1473 (470 amino acids)
Biological process (GO): sex differentiation; regulation of transcription by RNA polymerase II; germ cell development
Cellular component (GO): nucleus
Molecular function (GO): protein binding; RNA polymerase II cis-regulatory region sequence-specific DNA binding; DNA-binding transcription factor activity, RNA polymerase II-specific
Source: RefSeq, a predicted model, not a curated record
AGCGCUCCGCACAUUCGGUUCUCCGUUUUUGGUCCGCUUGGUCCCGAGCCUUCAGCCAGCAUGGAUCUCAGACCGGAGAUGCAGCCCGCCGCGGUCUCCUCCUCCGCGGCCUCCGCCUCUCAGAUGCACGCCGGAGCGGUGGCGGCGGUAGCCUCCAUCCCGGUGUCCAUGGCGGGCGGCCUUCUGCGCGGGCCGCCGCUCCUGCUGCGCGCCGCCGACAAGUACCCGCGCACGCCCAAGUGCGCCCGGUGCCGCAACCACGGCGUGGUGUCGGCGCUCAAGGGCCACAAGCGCUACUGCCGCUGGAAGGACUGCAUGUGCGCCAAGUGCACGCUCAUCGCCGAGCGGCAGCGCGUCAUGGCGGCGCAGGUGGCGCUCCGGAGGCAGCAGGCGCAGGAGGAGAACGAAGCCCGGGAGCUGCAGCUGCUCUACGGCACCGCCGAGGGGCUGGCCCUGGCGGCGGCCAACGGCAUCAUCCCGUCCCGGCCCGGCUUCGAGGUCUUCGCCUCGGUGCACGGCGCCGAGACCUGCAGCAAUUCCGAUUCGAGCGUCCAGAAGUUCGACUUGUUCCCAAAGGGCCAAGCGUCCGGGCCCUCCACCCCUGGGCAGGCCGGCGGCAAGCAGACGCCCGCUGAGAGCGACUCCGCCCCGGGCAUCUCGCCCCCGGACGGCCGGCACGGAGGAGGGUCCGGCUCCGAGAACGGAGACAGCGAGUUGUUCGGCCACUCGCCGGUGGCCAAGCCUUCGAAAGACGGCGGGGACACUCCCAGGUCCGUCAGCUCCCUCGGCUCGGACUCCGGUUCCGAGACCGACAAGGACGAGCUGCAGGAGCCGUCCCCGUCCCCGUCUCCGUCCCCGUCCCCGUCCUCCGCGGCCUCCAGGCAUAUGCACGCCAUCGAUAUCCUCACCCGGGUGUUCCCCACCCACAAGCGCAGCGUGCUGGAGCUGGUCUUGCAGGGCUGCGGGAAGGACGUGGUGCAGGCCAUCGAGCAGAUCCUCAACAACCCAGCGCAGGCUGCCCACCACAAGACCGCCUCCGAGGAGACCUGGAGCGGCGAUCGCAUGCUGCAAACCUCGCAGCUGCCUCCUUCCACCUCCUCCUCCUCCUCCUCCUCCUCCACUCCGAACCCGACCCGACCCAUGCUACCCGGCUCCAUGACGCUCGGCAACCGCUCGGCCUUCUCGCCCCUGCAGCCCAACGCGCCGCACUUCGCAGCCGAGCCGAGCGCCUACCCGCUGGGCACCCACCUGGGACUCAACCCGCUGCGGUUGGCAUACUCGGCGCACAGCCGGGGUCUGGCCUUCAUGGCGCCCUACUCCACCGCCGGCCUCGUGCCCACCUUGGGCUUCAGACCCCCGAUGGACUAUGCCUUCAGCGACCUCAUCCGGGACAGGACGAUGUUGCACAAGGAGCAGGGCUACGCCGGAGGCCUCUACGGGCCUCUGGUCAACAACACGCCGGACAAACAGUGACCGGAGGCGGCCUGAACACACGCACAUGGAAAGUCGUAUGAGCAUGUGUUUCCCCGUGGUUUGCAUUCAUUAUUAUUAUUAUUAUUAUUAUUAUUAUUAUUAUUAUUCACCAAGUACCACCUAAAAACACUUUGCUCUCAAGGAAACACCAUCAUGACUGACAUUAAAAUACAGUAGCGUAAUAAGCCCGAGUGUUCAUGGAAACUGAGACAGAGGUUUUAUUGCCAAAACGUAUAUUUAAUAGGAUUGCAAGCCACUAAAAACAUUAUGCACAGUUUGAACGUUAACAUUGUACUUGAUGAUUCAAUUACAAUGUAUUGCACAUUCAUCAAAUAGAAAUCGUGCCUACAAAAAUUUUGAAAACAAACAGUUCUCAAACACCAAAUGCAAAUGUAAUUUACUAAAACGUUAAAUACAGCUGAAUUGUACUUAAACAGAUUUACUGUAGAGGCUUAAAGAAAAAAGUUACAUUCACUGUAACAAACAUUACGUAUAGUUUGAACAUGUAAUUCAGUGAUUCCACAUGUUGACAAUCACUGAUUUAUUGAAUAUCCUUGAUAUCUAUCUUAAAGUUCAGGUACUAGUACGCUUCUUGUUCUCACUAAAACUAAGAGAGAA